UUGCAACACUGAUGAAAAUAUUUCAGUGAGAACAUCGCUUCGAGCUUUUAGUCAAUAUUUUCGGACUUCGCAUUACAUUAUAACGUAAACCGAUCUAUUUCCGUAAUAGUACAGUGAUAAAUUAUAUCGAAACGAGAAAUUUUGAAGAAAUUACGUUAGUUAUAAUUAAGAAGUAUUGUUUAAAUAUACACAACUGUGAACCAGUAUUGAUUAGCCGAUCCUUCUAAUAACACUGGCAGUUUUAAGAGAUGGCAAUACUAAGGCUGAAUACAAACAUUGUCUUUGGCACCAUCCUCCUAUUAUCCUGGAUAUCUGUCGCGCACUGCAUCGAUUGUUUCAAAUGUGUAUCAAUGAACGGACGAUUCCCAGCUUGCGAUGACCCCUUCCAUAACAAUCACUCCCUAAACAUGCUCGAGUCCCCCUGCAUGGGGGGCAGAAAGGGUAGGGAUGGAUUAUUCCCAGCCACCUCAUGUAUUAAGAUAGCUGGUGUUUUUGAUGAUACUGGCGAGACGAUAACCGUGAGAGGCUGUGGUCUCGACUCUGGUACUGCCACCACCGACACUGAGAUAAUACGUAUGUCUCACUGCGGUAGAUUUUAUUAUAAUGACAGAUAUGUCCACGGCUGUCUCCAAAGUUGCAACGACGCGGACGCUUGCAACACAUCGCACAGAAAGUCUGUUCCAGUGACAUUUCUAACGUCAUACGUCAUCACGGUGUUGCUAUCACAUGCCGUGACGAGCUAACAUAUAUUAUAAAUUAAAAAAUACACUUUAGAGCAGCUUGGCUUUGUAAUUUUUGUAAUUUUACAUGCUAAGUAGGAUAAUAAAUAUAUAUAUUACAAAUAGCAUAUAUUUUACUCAACGGUCAUAAUGAGUCACGUUCACAUUGAUGAUUUUAAUAUUAAAUGGCGUACCUUUAUAAAACAAACUUGACUAAAUAUGAAUAAUCCGUUGAGAGGUUUCCUUAAAGACUUUGGCGUCUUAUCGUGCAAGACAACGACGAUAAAAUAACCAAAACUAGCUUACACUACACAUUUCACAUCAACACUCACCAGAGGGAGCAACCCUAAUCCGACGAAUAGAGCUUUCAAACCAGCCACGUCCUGAGCCGUAAUACGCAACCCGAAAUGGCUCUAAUAUCUAGGCGAAGAACAUGCCAGAAGUUUCAACAGCAAUUAUAAAAUCAGAAAGAAAAUGGCGAAGUUAACAUUUUCUUCUACGAUAACAGAAACAUCAACAACAACAAUUGUCAGUUUGAUUCAGAAUUAUUUUUGACUAAAUCGUUUUUUAGAGAAGCACCCCUUGCUUGCUUCAGACACCCUUAUUUAUUAGGUCUAUAUUAUAUUACAUAAUUAAACUUUUAAAAUAAUCAACUAAUUGGUACGCCCAUGGGGACAGGAUCAUGCGAUUUCCUCGCCGCUACGUGACCUUAGACUUUGCAAUAUUUUAAAAAUAAAUCAAUAAAGUUAAUAGAUAGAACCACUCAUAAUAUUUCAUCACAAGUCGAAAAGUAAUAUUGAUUUUGUUGUAUACUUUCUGCAAACUAAACGCAAAUGAGAAAUGAAAUAUCGCUAUUCCUUUCUCGCGUAUAAUGUCAAUAAAGAUAAUAAAUAUUUCAAUCAAAUAAAGUCCGAUCCACUGAGAUACUCGUAAUGCCAGACUACAGUAGAACAAAACUUAAAAAGUUGAGUUACAUUUUAUUAUU
Molecule: messenger RNA, 1704 nt
Organism: Nymphalis io (European peacock)
Lineage: Eukaryota; Metazoa; Arthropoda; Insecta; Lepidoptera; Nymphalidae
Exons: 5
Coding region: 249-743 (164 amino acids)
Source: RefSeq, a predicted model, not a curated record